AUGCAGCCCAAAACAGGGUUCCUAUCUCUUGUUCAAGAACUGGGGUUUUACAUUCUCAGUUUUCUUCCUUGUCGAGAUAUUCUUCGUUGUACGUCUGUAUGCAAGGCCCUUCGCCAGGCGUACAUGUCCUCCUCCGAACUUCAGUAUAUCAUCGAACUCAGUGGCCAACGGUUACUUCCUGUCCCCAACACGGACAACCGCACUCCUACUUUCAACCGCCUACAGACAUUGAAGGACAGGGCCCACGCAUGGUUCAAAUUUGACAUGCACUCUUUCAAAACAAUCACAUUGAGAGAAAACUUGAGCGCUAAGAAACAGCUGGUCACUGGUGGGCAUCUCUACUCGUGGCAUGAAGAUAAUGACGUGGCUGCGAUAAUUCCAAUACUUCCAAAGCCCUCACAACGAACAAUCGAGCGCUCCUGGUCUAGAGGAACAUUGCGUUCGGUGCCCCACUCAUUCACUCUGGACGUGCUGAUGGACCCAGCGCAAAACCUGAUCGCCGUUGCGUAUAGUGUUGCUUCGGAGAAUCAUCCUCUUGAAUCGGAUGAGGCCGUCCAAAUUGACCUUGGGGCCCUGGAUAGUGAUGGUGUUCACCCUCAAGCUGCUGGACGGGCUCUACUUCUAUCGCAACCGUCCCUUCCAACAUUGUUUGCGAUUCUCAAAGGUUCAGGGAGACAUAUCGCGUUGCAGCGUUCCUUGGUUAUUGUAGCUGACGGUGGAAGGAGUCUCUCCAAGAAAGGCUGGCAGCUGCAGAUUUGGGAUUGGCAAAACUCAGCGACAUCGAAUAGUGUCCUAGACAAGACUGGUGAAAGUGACAUGGAUUUUUGUUUCCUCGGAAAUGACAGGUUGCUCGUUGUCGCUGGCAAUCUGGAGCUCUACUCGAUCGAGGACAUAUCCCAGGCGCCACAAUUGCUGGCGUGUUUCCGAUCGCCCUUCCCAUUGUGGCGCAUACAAUGCCUCCUUCCGAUGGAUGAUAUCGAGCAGAUGCAAGCCCAACCUCAAACAGUGAGCUACAUAUCAGACCCUGCGCAUCAACUACUAUGCCUCACUACGUCCUAUGAUACUGAUACUUUUAUCAUCAUCAUCUCCACGAGGAUUUUCUUCGACCUUGACGGAGUUGUAGCAACAGUGCCCACACCAUGGAGACGUUGGGGUCCUUCAAAUACUCGUAUUUUCCGGUAUCCAUAUCCAUGCAAAGUCCACAUCAGUGGAAACCGAGUUCUGCAGGCGAUCAUGGUUGACACGCCAGACAGGUAUGGCGUGGAGUACGAAGUACGUCUGAUGGACUUCAGCCCAAUGGCUGCGACAAACAGGCAGGGUCUUGGACGUGUUGUGAAAGAGUCAUCUAUGAUAGAAAUAAGUCCCUCAAGCUUCGAGUUCAUGGGUACUACCAUUGAAGAGAAAAACUUGGAAAUUACAACAUCCUUGCCUUAUGUCGAGGUUGUAUCGGACAGGAAGAUCAGCACUCGCGAGUUACUGGGCAUAUGGCUCGACAGGGAUAGGAUUUAUUUGCUCAACGUCAACUGGGAAGAUGUUGCGGAAGGUUCUACUUCGUAUCUUACAUGGGAGUCUAGCAGGCUCGAGGUCAUCAACGUCUAGAGCAGGACUCGUCUGUCGUCGGGUAGUAUACAUGUAUAUCAACUUGGCACAAUGGUAGCUAAGUGGAUAGAUUGUUGUAUUCCACUUUCUGAGCACAAACAGGUCAUGUGAAACUGGGAUCACGAGUGUUCCGCUCUUGAGUCCAGGUAUCAAUAUUCUACCUGGUCUCG
Suillus bovinus is the source of this 1769-nucleotide messenger RNA. RefSeq lists its product as uncharacterized. The transcript is spliced from 3 exons. The record is from RefSeq and is a predicted model, not a curated record. Gene Ontology annotation, molecular function: protein binding. Lineage: Eukaryota; Fungi; Basidiomycota; Agaricomycetes; Boletales; Suillaceae. Bases 1 to 1599 code for a protein of 532 amino acids.